Messenger RNA from Spea bombifrons (plains spadefoot toad), 4436 nucleotides. RefSeq names its product phospholipase C like 2 (gene PLCL2). The record is from RefSeq and is a predicted model, not a curated record. Bases 159 to 3497 code for a protein of 1112 amino acids. Gene Ontology annotation, biological process: intracellular signal transduction; lipid metabolic process. Gene Ontology annotation, molecular function: phosphatidylinositol-4,5-bisphosphate phospholipase C activity. The transcript is spliced from 7 exons. Lineage: Eukaryota; Metazoa; Chordata; Amphibia; Anura; Pelobatidae.
AGUGCUGGGAGAUCGGGGGGUGUCUUUCUGUUGCCAGCAUAUGAGACGGCACAGGCUGCUGUCAUAUUGGUGUGUGUCCUGAUCUUGGCAUUGGAGGCUGUGCAGAGGAAAGGGCAGAAGUAAAGCCACUUGCUGUGAAGACUUCUGCUGUCAGCCCCAUGGCAGAGCCAGGAGGGGGAGGUGGAAGUGUUGGUGAGGGAAGUGGUAGUAUAUCCUCGCCAUUGGAUUCUACUCAUGACAAAAUGGCUUUGAAGACGACUGACGAGAGAGAAGAUGGCAAUGGAGACAAGUACAACAAGGGCAGUACGAGCACAAAUGGUGUGUCCAAUGGAGACUGUGUCAACGUAGAGGCCAAAGAGGACGGUGGGACUGCUCAGCCUGAAAGUCCAAGCAUUGACAAAGGAGGCAAACCAGGUCUUCCCCGCAGAAGCAGCAUUAUCAAGGAUGGUACAAAGCAAAAAAAAGAGAGAAAGAAAACUGUAUCAUUUAGCAGUAUGCCUACCGAGAAAAAGAUCAGCAGUGCAAGUGACUGUAUCAAUGCGAUGGUCGAGGGGUCUGAAUUAAAAAAAGUAAGGUCAAACUCCAGAAUCUAUCACAGAUACUUUCUCUUGGAUGCCGACAUGCAGUCUCUGCGAUGGGAGCCCUCCAAGAAGGAUUCGGAAAAAGCCAAAAUUGACAUUAGGUCUGUAAAGGAAGUUAGAACGGGAAAAAAUACCGAUAUUUUCCGUAGCAAUGGCAUUUAUGACCAGAUAUCUGAAGACUGUGCUUUCUCAAUCAUAUAUGGUGACAAUUAUGAAUCUUUAGACCUUGUUGCAAAUUCCGCUGAUGUUGCAAACAUCUGGGUAACCGGAUUGCGAUACUUAAUUUCAUAUGGAAAACAUACACUGGACAUGAUUGAAAGUUUUCAUGAUAACAUGCGGGCGUCUUGGCUUUCGGACAUAUUCAGGGAUGUGGAUGAAGCAAACGUGGGGCAAGUUCCCCUUUGUAAGGCAGUACAGUUUAUCAAACAGUUAAAUCCUGGUCUUAAAAACACAAAAAUUGAAUUAAAAUUCAAAGAGCUACAGAAAUCAAAAAAUAAAAUUAGUACGGAUGUUACAAAAGAUGAGUUCAUUGAAGUUUUCCACGAGUUGUGUACCAGGCCUGAAAUUUACUUCUUGUUAGUUCAGUUUUCAAGCAAUAAAGAAUAUCUGGAUACCAAGGACCUUAUGAUGUUUCUCGAAGCAGAACAGGGUGUAGCUCACGUUACAGAGGACAUUAGCAUUGAAAUAAUAAAAAAAUAUGAACCUUCAAAAGGUAAGGAGAACGGUUGUCUUUCUCUGGAUGGCUUCACAAACUACCUGAUGUCUCCAGAUUGUUCCAUUUUUGAUCCAGAACACAAAAAAGUGUGCCAGGAUAUGACACAACCUUUGUCUCACUAUUACAUAAAUGCUUCCCAUAACACGUAUUUAAUAGAAGACCAGUUUAGAGGUCCUUCUGAUAUCACAGGUUACAUUCGAGCUCUCAAAAUGGGAUGCCGAAGCGUUGAAUUAGAUGUGUGGGAUGGGCCAGACAAUGAGCCUGUAAUUUAUACAGGCCAUACAAUGACAUCACAGAUAGUCUUCCGUAGCGUCAUCGAUAUUAUUAACAAAUAUGCCUUCCAUGCAUCGGAGUACCCAUUGAUUUUAUGUCUGGAAAACCACUGCUCUGUCAAGCAACAGAAAGUCAUGGUUCAGCAUAUGAAGAAAAUUUUAGGAGAAAAACUUUACACAACCUCCCCCAAUGUAGAAGAAUCCUAUCUUCCAUCUCCUGAUGCUUUAAAUGGAAAAAUACUAAUAAAGAGUAAAAAACUCCCCCCAGAUUGCUCUGGGCUUGAAGGGGAUGUGACAGAUGAAGACGAGGGUGCAGAGAUGUCACAAAGAGUUGGGAAAGAAGGUGAAGAACAGCAGAACGUUGUCACUGUGAAGAGAAUUCAGCUUUCUAAAGACCUUUCGGAUCUGGUAAGCGUAUGUAAAUCAGUUCAGUUCACAGAUUUCCAAGUUUCAUUUCAGAAUCAAAAGUAUUGGGAAGUAUGCUCUUUUAAUGAAGUCGCCGCUAACAAAUAUGCAAAUGAAAACCCUGGAGAUUUUGUUAAUUAUAAUAAAAGAUACCUGUCUCGGAUUUUCCCCAGUCCAAUGAGAAUAGACUCUAGCAACAUGAAUCCUCAGGAUUUUUGGAAAUGCGGUUGCCAAAUAGUAGCUAUGAAUUUUCAGACUCCUGGAUUAAUGAUGGAUCUUAAUAUUGGCUGGUUCCGCCAGAACGGAAACUGCGGGUACGUCCUGCGUCCUGCCAUCAUGCGUGAAGAGGUAUCGUUCUUUAGUGCAAACACAAAAGAUUCUGUGCCUGGAGUUUCUCCGCAGCUUCUUCAUAUUAAAAUAAUCAGUGGACAGAAUUUUCCAAAACCCAAAGGAUCAGGAGCCAAAGGGGAUGUUGUGGAUCCUUAUGUAUAUGUGGAAAUUCAUGGCAUACCAGCAGAUUGUGCUGAGCAGAGAACAAAAACUGUGCAUCAAAAUGGAGACAAUCCAAUUUUUGACGAAAGUUUUGAAUUCCAAGUUAAUCUCCCUGAGCUAACAAUGGUGCGUUUUGUGGUGCUUGACGAUGAUUACAUUGGAGAUGAAUUUAUUGGCCAAUACACUAUUCCAUUUGAAUGUCUACAACCUGGCUACAGACAUAUCACUUUGCAGUCUUUAACUGGAGACAUCUUGGCUCAUGCUUCGUUAUUUGUUCAUGUGGCUAUUACAAAUCGUAGGGGUGGUGGAAAGCCCCAUAAACGAGGCCUUUCUGUAAGAAAAGCCAAGAAAUCAAGGGACUAUGCAUCAAUGAGAACCUUAUGGAUUAAGUCAAUCGAUGAAGUAUUCAAGAAUGCUAUUCAACCAAUAAGGGAUGCUACAGACCUAAGAGAAAAUAUGCAGAAUGCGGUAGUUUCCUUUAAAGAGCUCUGUGGACUGUCUCCCGUGGCUAAUCUCAUGCAAUGCAUUUUGGCGUUAUCAACUCGUUUGGCUGGACCAGAUAACUCACCAGUUGUUGUUAUGGACCUCAGUGAUCAAUAUCCGACGAUGGAACUGCAAGGAACAGUUCCUGAGGUCAUGAAAAGGAUUUUAAUAGCAUAUGACUUGAUAAUCCAGAGCAGUAAGGCUUUAAUCGAGAAUGCUGAUUGCGUUUACGAGAAGAUAGCGCAAUGUCAAAAGACUGCUAUGGAAUUCCAUGAGAAUUUGAACUCCAUCGGGGCUAAAGAAGGUUUAAAGGAAAGGAAGAUGAUCAAAGCCGUGGAGAGCUUCACAUGGAACAUAACAAUUCUAAAGGGACAGGCUGAUCUACUGAAAUACGCUAAAACUGAGACCUUGGACAACCUAAAGCAGAUUCAUUAUGCUGCCCUUUCUUGUGGACUCAGCAAAUCAGGCACUGGAAGUCAAGAUAUAACCAAACCAAGACGUAGCUUGGAGGCCAUCCCAGAAAAAGCAGGGGAUGAAACUGGAGACUGAAUUCACCGACAGACCAUAUAUUUGGGCUAUUGAUAUCUAGAUCUAGGACCAACAUAACUGCACAAGUUCUCCACUUCCACUUAAAGAAGGAAGAAAAAGCUGUUUUGGGUGUGUUUCGCUUUUAGCACAUUUAUGGAGAAGCUCCAGCAUAGGUCCGCUAAGCUGCGUGGACAUACAGAACAUGAAGGACGGUGUGCAGAAUGCAGAUUGUAAAGUUAGUUGUGCACAAAAAUAUACCUGUUAGAAUCAGAACAAUAGUGAAAUACUUGGUUUUAAAUAUGGAGAUAUUUUUUAUCUAGAUUUUAGUAGAAGUAUUUAAAUAAAAUUAAGUCCUCCUCACAUUUCACAAAAAAAGUGUGAUUAUCCUUAAUGUAGCGAGUGCUCAAGAGACAGAAAUGUGUUGCACUGAGGAUUGAAACUAAACACGAGGAUAGUUCUUUGUGUUUUUGUUGAGCCAUAUUGUACAUAUCUAACAACACAGAUCGCAAUAAGGUUCGUGAGCACUGCACUUGUGAACAGUGUAUGAAAGAAUGUGAAUUUUAGCACUCCACCUAAAAACGUAUUCUGCCACAGUUUUAGAAGUGUGCGUAUCUAAUGUAAAAGUGACCAAAUUUGAAGAAAUAUUGUAAAUAUAUAAUAUUACUUUUUUAUCCUGUGAUGUGUUCACAUACAAAAAAAAAAGUUUUUAUCUUAAUGUCAUGCGAUUUAACAGAUAUUUACUUUUUUGUUUUAAUUUAAUGAAAGGGUGAUAAAUGAAUUCAGUGCAAUGUUUGUUAGAAUUUUUGCUGUUUUAAUGUCAUUUGAAUUUUGACAUCUAUUUUCGAAAGUUAACACAGAUUCUCCUGAAUUGUAUUUAUAAAACCAACACAGCAUUCUUUUAUGCUUAUAUUAUUUUUUAAUAGUCACAUCUCAUUACGCAAUAAACAUUAAGGAUACAAA